This is a messenger RNA of Juglans microcarpa x Juglans regia, 1199 nucleotides long. RefSeq names its product calmodulin-like protein 3. The coding region runs from base 237 to 689 and encodes 150 amino acids. The transcript has a single exon. The record is from RefSeq and is a predicted model, not a curated record. NCBI's taxonomy places the organism in Eukaryota, Viridiplantae, Streptophyta, Magnoliopsida, Fagales, Juglandaceae. Gene Ontology annotation, molecular function: calcium ion binding.
GAGCGUCCACCGCAGGUUGUCAAGCUGUUGACACUCAACCACCUAGGCCAACCGUCUUGCUGAGGAUUUUCCAUUUUUGCAACCUUCUUGAACCCAUUAUUUUCUCUUCCUCUCUGAGUUUGUUUCACCACCCCAAGUUUAUAUCAUUUUCUUUCUUCUCUUUUGGCUUCAUUACUCCCUUAUUUUUUGUUCUUCAAUCAGUUUAUAUUACCAAUCCCAGAUAUUUAGUGAUCGUCAUGGAUCCCUCGGAACUUCGACGUAUUUUUCAAAUGUUUGACCGCAAUGGCGACGGACGGAUCACGAAGAAGGAGCUGAGCGACUCGUUAGAGAACCUGGGCAUCUUCAUUGCAGAAACAGAUAUGAUCCAAAUGAUCGAGAAGAUAGACGUGAAUGGCGACGGGUACGUGGAUAUCGACGAGUUCGGAGCAUUGUACGAGACGAUAAUGGGCGACAGGGACGAGGAUGAGGACAUGAAGGAAGCGUUCAACGUGUUCGACCAGAACGGAGACGGGUAUAUAACGGAGGAGGAGCUGAGAUCGGUGCUGGCUUCAUUGGGGCUGAAGCAAGGGAGAACCAUAGAAGAAUGCAGGAGGAUGAUCGAGAAGGUGGAUAUUGAUGGAGAUGGGAGGGUCAACUUCAAGGAGUUUAAGCAGAUGAUGAAAGGUGGUGGCUUUGCUGCCCUUACUUAAAAAGAUCAUCAUGUAGAGGCUUUUCUUUUUUCCUUUUGAUUUGAGAAAUAUACAGAGAUUGAAGAAGUACUAGGUACGAAGAGGAGGAACCUUAAUGAUUCUUCUUCUCUUGGAGUCCUCUUGUAUUAUUUUUCUGAAAGAAAAGAAUACAACAUGCUUCUUCUUUCUUCUUGGGUGCCAUUUAACCAGAUUAUAUAGAAAAAAAAGAUACAAACUUUCGUGUGAUUUUGAUUUUUUUUUAAAAUCAUGCUAAGCAAAUUAAUGUAAAGUUACAAAAAAGAGGAUAAAUUCGGUUAAAAGUAAACAAGUGGAAUCUUAUAUUUAUUUCGGCAUGAAAAUCAGGUUAACUAGAGAUUGGAAUGUUCUAUAAUUUCUAAAUUUAAAUAUUUUUCAUAAUCUAAAAAAUAUUUGUAAAUUCAACGUAAUUAAAUGCCAAUACUGUAUCGAUAAUAGGCAUUAUUUGUGAAAUCUGAAAGAUGGACAUUCAGAGAUGAAGAGGGAGGCUACUUG